Messenger RNA from Colletotrichum navitas, 423 nucleotides. RefSeq lists its product as uncharacterized. The transcript has 2 exons. The coding region runs from base 1 to 423 and encodes 140 amino acids. Lineage: Eukaryota; Fungi; Ascomycota; Sordariomycetes; Glomerellales; Glomerellaceae. The record is from RefSeq and is a predicted model, not a curated record.
AUGGAAGGGACCUUGUCGGCGGAACUGCAGGACAAGCGCGAGUUCGACGCAUCGCUCGCCGCUUCGUUAGGCGAGCUGAGAGACGUCAGCUCUCGUCUUUGCGACGUGCAGGAGUGGUUCGAUCAGGCGCGCACGAUCCGACGGGAGCUGUUGCGAUGGCGAGGCCGCAAAAACAAGGCCGAUAUCGCGUGUCUCGUCACGCGGAGCGGGGUGGCAAGGGCGGCCAAGGUCGUCCAGGCCGUCAGGGAGGACAUGGUCAGGUCACAGGAGCAGUGGAACGAUCCCCAGGCGCUCCGUGGACACGUCGCCGCCUGGGCAAGGCAGGCCGACGAGCAAAGGUGGCGGCGGUGGGAGGAGCAGACGGCGUACCUCGGGAUCUUGUAUCCACGUAGUUUGCGAGACAGCCAUGGCGUAUUUGCAUAA